This is a messenger RNA of Anoplopoma fimbria (sablefish), 4533 nucleotides long. RefSeq names its product WNK lysine deficient protein kinase 4a (gene wnk4a). Gene Ontology annotation, biological process: intracellular signal transduction; positive regulation of potassium ion import across plasma membrane; monoatomic ion homeostasis. The transcript has 20 exons. The record is from RefSeq and is a predicted model, not a curated record. The coding region runs from base 1 to 4533 and encodes 1510 amino acids. Gene Ontology annotation, cellular component: cytosol; cytoplasm. Gene Ontology annotation, molecular function: chloride channel inhibitor activity; potassium channel inhibitor activity; protein serine/threonine kinase activity. Lineage: Eukaryota; Metazoa; Chordata; Actinopteri; Perciformes; Anoplopomatidae.
AUGUCACACUUGGUUGAGAUCCCAGGACUCGGGUUCCCUGGCCUCCCUGUGGAUAUGACAGACGACUGCUUUCCUCUGGUGCCAUCCGUGCUGAGGACGCAGGGGUUGGGUGCACGGAGGAACUCUUAUGGGCUUCAGAAGAUCAGCAUGGACAUCGAUUCUCCUCUGUACAGCGGUGCCCUGUCCAAAGCCUUGUCCUGGUCUGCUGAGAACAUCCCCACCCUGUCUGAGUCCAGGGCAGAGGAGGAGAAACCCGAGGAGUCCCCGCAGAGGUCCCCCUCUCCGGUCUCCAGCCCGGGCACCAGCUCCAACACCCCUCCCAGCAGCCAGGAGCCCGAUGCAGGGUCUCUGGGUGGGAACUGGGGUCCAGUCCCGAGGUCUGGCUCAGAGGAGUCCGAAAAUGAACUUCAGAGCAAGAGGAAGAAGAUCUCGUCCCGCAUCACGUUUGAUUCCCAGUUGGAGCAGGAGGAGAAGGAGGACAUGGAGACCAAAGCGGUGGCGACCUCCCCAGAUGGAAGAUACCUCAAAUUCAACAUCGAGAUCGGAAGAGGGUCUUUCAAGAAUGUCUAUAAGGGACUGGACACGGAGACGACAGUGGAGGUGGCAUGGUGCGAGCUACAGACCCGUAAGCUUACCAAGGCGGAGCGACAGCGUUUCAGUGAGGAGGUGGACAUGCUGAAGGGCCUGCAGCACCCGAACAUCGUCCGCUUCCACGACUCCUGGAAGUCGACGGUGAAGGGCCACAAGUGCAUCAUCCUGGUGACUGAACUCAUGACCUCAGGCACGCUCAAAACGUACUUGAAGAGGUUCAAGGAGAUGAAGCUGAAGCUGCUGCAGCGCUGGAGUCGUCAGAUCCUGAAAGGGCUUCACUUCCUGCACACGCGCACUCCUCCCAUCAUCCACCGGGACCUCAAGUGUGACAACAUCUUCAUCACCGGCCCCAUCGGCUCCGUCAAGAUAGGAGAUCUUGGGCUGGCCACUCUCAAAAGUGCCUCUUUUGCUAAAAGUGUCAUUGGAACUCCAGAGUUCAUGGCCCCGGAGAUGUACGAGGAGAAGUACGACGAAGCGGUGGACGUCUACGCCUUUGGGAUGUGCAUCCUGGAGAUGGCCACCUCUGAGUACCCGUACUCCGAGUGCCAAAACGCCGCCCAGAUCUACCGCAAAGUCACCAGUGGAAUGAAACCAGACAGUUUCUACAAAGUCAAAGUCCCGGAGCUCAAGGAGAUCAUUGAGGGCUGCAUUCGUAUGAACAACGAUGAAAGGUACACUAUCCAGGACCUCCUGGAUCACCCCUUCUUCCAGGAGGACAACGGCGUGCACGUGGAGCUGGCGGAGGAGGACGACAUGGUGAAGUCGGGCCUGAAGCUUUGGCUGCGCAUGGACGACACCAAGAAGCUCCACGGGAAGUACAAGGACAACAACGCCAUCGAGUUCCUGUUUGAGCUCUACAAAGAUGUGCCCGAGGAGGUGUCUCAAGAGAUGGUUGUUCUUGGCUUUGUGUGCGAGGCGGACUUCAAGCUUGUGGCCAAGGCCAUACGGGACAGGGUGGCGGCCAUCAAGAGGCAGCGAGAGAAGCUGAGGCGGCGGGCGGAGGAGCGGAAGAAGAAGCAGGAGCGAGAAGCCAUGGAGGAGGAAGCAGAGACUCACCUUCCUUUACCUAAAGUCGGCGAUGUAGUCGCCAGAGAGUCCCCCGUCCCGGCCCUGACACCCCUGGCCCCCAUCCUGUCCCCCGUCACCAGCUCUGUGGACUCCGGAGUCAGCUCCAGCUACCCUGCAGAGCCGGAGGAGCCAGAGGCGGACCAGCACUUCCACAUCCGCCACAACAGCUUGUCCUCAGCUAACUCUGACUGCGAGACGGACGGCUAUCUGAGCUCCUCUGGGCUUCAGGAUCCGCUGGAGGCCGGCGGCUUCAACGCGCCCGUGACCCCUCCCACCACGCAGACGGCUGCAAACGGCCUCGCCAUCCCGGCCCUCCGCUUCCCCUCAAGUAUUGCUGUAUCCAACAACAUAGAACAUGGCAACUCAGUGCUCCCCAGUGGCUUCAUCUCUCCCGUGGACAGCUACGCCUCCGAUGUGACUUCUGGUUUGAGCGACGGCUAUGAAGGCCUGUCAGAGAAAAAUGAGAAAACGGCUGCGAGGCGAACGGCGGGAAAGCUGUUCAGGAGGAGGGCGCGCUCCAGGCUACGCAUCACCGGGCUCUCUGAUAAAGUGGACCGCGUGGUGGAGUGUCAGCUGCAGACACACAAUGACAAGAUGGUGACCUUCAAGUUUGACCUGGAUGGAGAUAACCCUGAAGACAUCGCUGCUGUCAUGGUGCACAAUGAGUUCAUCCUGCCGUCAGAGAAGGAGGGUUUCAUCUACCGGAUGGGGGACAUCAUCAAACGGGCCGAGGCUCUGAUGGACAAAGAGCAGCCGGGCCUCUCCAGCGGUCAGCGGCUCCCUCACCCGGCUUUCCUCCAUGGGGUUAACUCGCUGUCUUCCUCACAGCCGAAUCUGCACAGUCACACCAUGCCUCGAACACACUCCUCCUCCUCUCUGCCCGACUUCAGUGUGGCUAACCCGAGCGUAGAGGCAUGUGGCUCUCCGCCAUGCCCCAAUGGAGACGUCUUCAGAGCAGACGUUACUUCACCUGGGCGACCUCUAAUGCGCUCGCAGUCUUUCCACAACGGUCCAGGUUCUCCUCACCAUUAUCAGCAGCACCAACACCACAACCCUGCGUCUCUCCUGCCGCACCACCAGCACUACCACUUGCCAUACAUGGGCCACAGUAACUUCCCAUUCCAGUACCCCGGCUCUCCCGGUUCCCCAACACCAGGCGUCCAUCCUCCCCUCACCCGCGUAGCCAGUAACCCCACCUUCCCCUCCGCUCCCUCCCCGGCCCCCGGCUCCCCGAGUCCUCACAGUGACACCCAGAGCCCCAGCAGCAGUGAUGGUGUCAACAUGUCCCCAUCUACCCCUCAGCACCCCAACAUGUGGCCCUCCCACACGCAGCCAUUAUUUUCCUUAGCUAAUGUGAUCUCCAUGGCGAUGAGCAUGGCCCAGUCUUUCAUCCCUCCUCAGCCCAACCAGGGGAUGCCCUCCUACUACCACCACCAGCUACCCGCUCACAUGGCCCAACAGUCAGGUUACCCCUCCAUGUACCAACAGCAUUACCAGAACUCACCAGUAGAGGCCCAUUACUCAACAGCGGGCAUGCCGGCCCAGAACAACGUCUACCACAACCCUGAGAAUGUGCCUCUAAUGGAUGGAGCCGGUUUUCCUCAGAGCUGCCAUCCAGGCUGGCUGCAUCCCGCCUCUCCGCCGUCGAUGCCUUCCACUCCUCCGCCGGUUCAUCACGAGCAUUUUCAGCAGGCCGGAUUCUUCAGUCCCCCCAUCAGUCCCCCAAACAUGACCCAGGAGGACGGUCUCAACGGUUAUGUGGACUCGUACUCGGCACAGGUUCCAGUCCUGGCCGAACCCAAAUCAGAAGUCUCCAGCUCGAAUUCAGAUCUUUCAACAUCUCCCCCUGAGAGCCCAGAAAGCACUUUAUCAUCCUUCAGCAGUCCAUUGCAUCCCUCUAUACCUGAGAUGAAAACCAGCACCCCGAAACCAAAAGCCUCCCCUACUGAACCGGAAGUCCAGUCUGCACCCGUGACCGUGGGGCGAUUCCAGGUGACUCCCAGCAUGCAAUUCCCUCCGCCCGCUGCUCCAGUCGCUGCCGUACCUGCUGCAGCAGCACAGCCGGCAGACGGCGGCAGCAGCGACCCGUCAGAGAGCAGCACAGAGGAGCAGGGGGAGUCUGAGACCAGCCUGAGCACCUCCCUCACCAUGUCCCCCCCUCACCCGCAUCCCCACACCACCGGGCUCCUCCAGGAGGUGGACGGGCAGCUGGGAUGGAGCCAGGAGCAGCAGCAGGAGGACAGAGAGGAGGAGGAAGAGUUGGAUGAGGAGGAGGAGGUGGAGGUUGUUGCGGAUCGACAGAGGACGAGGAAGAGGAGUCGGAGGAGAGCGUACAGCCUGAGCCUGCUGGGAACGUCUGCGGACAGCGGGUUGUCGGUGACGGCGGCUGAGAUGGAGGGGAGGCUGUGGGACGGAGCGGCAGGAAGCCCGCAGUACAGCAACGCCCUCCAUCAUCUGUGGCUGAUGACCUACAACCGCAACGCUCCAUACAUAAGCAGCGACGACUCAGACAGCGACGCCUCCGACAUGCUGGAGGAGCUCCAGGAACUCAGACAGAAACACCUGAUGGAGGUGCAGGCCCUGCAGGACGCCCAGAAGAGAGAGAUCGAGGAGCUGUAUGAGAGGAUGGGUAAGGUUCCUCCUCCGGGCAUCGUCUCUCCUGCCGCCGUGCUCUCCAGCCGGCAGCGCCGCCUGUCCAAGGGGAGCGGCUUCCCCUCGUCCCGCCGGAACAGCCUGCAGCGCUUGGACAUGUUGCCCAUCCAAGGUAUCAUUAGGAGAAACUCCCUUGGAGGCAGCAGCAGCGGCGGCUCCCAGGAUAAACUGAGCAAAGGCGUCACCUUCGCCACUGACAUCAGUAGAAUGAUUGGUGGCUAG